This is a messenger RNA of Truncatella angustata, 1642 nucleotides long. RefSeq lists its product as uncharacterized. The transcript has a single exon. Bases 255 to 1424 code for a protein of 389 amino acids. NCBI's taxonomy places the organism in Eukaryota, Fungi, Ascomycota, Sordariomycetes, Amphisphaeriales, Sporocadaceae. The record is from RefSeq and is a predicted model, not a curated record.
CUGCGAUCGAUAUUGUAUUCCAAAUUUGUCAAGACGAAAACAAGAUUGGAUGAAAAUUGUAUAAAAUCAAGAGUUAAGACUAACCCCAAUACCAUCCGGACGACGACCGUGCUAGAUUAUCACUCAUCUUCCUGCCUCACUCCCCACGAUAUAUAUCAUACUAGUGUCGUUCUGUCACAUUGUCUGGAAUUAAAGAGACCACCGCGGAUUGGCACUGUUCUUAUACAUAAGUCACACCACGCGAACCCUAACCGAUGGAGCAAAACACCUUGAAACGACGGGGCGUCGGCCUCACUGGUGUAGAUAAAGGCCGAUCUUUUGGCGGAUAUACACUUUUCUGCCCCUUGACCAGCGAUACAGCCUACCUAGUCGAUAUCGAUGGAAGAGAAGUGCAUUCAUGGAAGCUCCCAGGCAGGAUUGGCCGACAUGCCCGGAUCCUGCCAAAUGGAAACCUCGCUGUUAACACCCUGCGAAAAUCCGAGCUCACGACCAAGGAUGGAGGUCCCUACCCAUUUCCUUUCUUCAAUAAGUACGGCGGCGGCGUUAUGAGCGAGUUGGAUCCAGAUGGCAAAGUUGUUCGUCAAUUCACCGACCCAUUCGGUCAUCAUGACCAAUACCAUUAUGGAGAUGGCCGGUUUCUCUAUACCAGCCUCGAAGCACUAUCGCCAGAAGAGUCAGCAAAAGUCAUCGGUGGAGUGCCUGGAACUGAAAUAGAUGGUAUCACAUAUGCCGACACCAUCAACGAAGUUGACGAGAACGGCCAGCUUGUCUGGCAGUGGAAGGUGUCCGAGAGACUACCCAGGGAAGAAUUCCCGCUUCAGCCUCACUACACGCGCGAGCACUACCCCCUAAUCAACUCGGUCCUCCCCACGCGCGACGGCAAGCACAUCCUCGCCUCCAUGCGAUCGGUGUCGGCGGUGGUCAUGAUCGAGAGAUCCACGGGCGACAUCGUGUGGAAGCUCGGGCCGGAGGUCCUGGCGCAGCAGCACAACGCCACGGAGCUCGACAGCGGAAACAUCCUCAUCUUCGACAACGGCGCCUUCCGAAACGGCGAGUCCGUCACCUACACCCGCGCCGUCGAGGUGGACAGUGCGACCAGGGAGAUCGUCUGGGAGUACCGCGACCGCUCGCAGAUGCUCUACUUCUUCACGCCCUUCAUGGGCAGCGCCCAGAGGCUGCCCAACGGCAACACCCUGCUCUGCGAGAGCGCCUUUGGGCGCAUCUUUGAGGUCGCACGGGACGGCUAUAUCUGCUGGGAGUACGUGAACCCGCACUUUGCCCCAUAUCCGGACGAGGCGACGGCGAAGAUGUUCCCGGGAGAGUCGAACGCGUUGUUUCGAGCGUACCGCUACGGCCUGGAAGAGAUCCCCUGGCUCAAUAAAAAGCUGGAAGGUUCUCGACAAGUACCUUGUGGCAAGUUGUAGGGCAAAGGGUUCGCCGGCAUUGGGAAGACACGGCCGAUCGCUAGAUCGUACAAGGGAUGGUAAGCACAGUGGGUGCGCGCAUUCUAGUAGAACAUAUGUAUUCUACAAGGUGUUUGGACAUUGUCUAGUGGAACAUCACAUUGACUGAAUACACACUGGACUGUGCUGCGAAUAUUAGCUUGUUAAAAUAAAGAUAAAUUAGAAGUAUCAAUAACUCG